This is a messenger RNA of Malaclemys terrapin pileata, 957 nucleotides long. RefSeq lists its product as uncharacterized. The record is from RefSeq and is a predicted model, not a curated record. The transcript is spliced from 2 exons. NCBI's taxonomy places the organism in Eukaryota, Metazoa, Chordata, Testudines, Emydidae. The coding region runs from base 107 to 862 and encodes 251 amino acids. Gene Ontology annotation, molecular function: aspartic-type endopeptidase activity. Gene Ontology annotation, biological process: proteolysis.
CCCACGAAGCUUUGAUUGUAAACCCCAAACGGCGGGUCAAUUUUCUGUGGACCAGGAAUGAAAAGAGGCGCCGCUCCCCUGGGGUCCUGAAGUAUAUGAAGCCGGAAUGGUAAAAUUCAAAUGCGAUGCUCGAUUUCCUGUAGUCCCCCUUAAGAUCGGACAAAAAACUUUUGAACUGUUAGUGGACACGGGGGCCACUCAUUCGGCUAUACCUAAGGGAGCGGCAUCAAUAAGCAGAAUAGAAAAAUGCGUGGUGGGAGUCACUGGAAAAUCGGAACGGCAUUUUAUGUCAAAUGACUGUGUUGCUACACUAGGACCCCUAUCAGUUCAGCAUUCCUUUCUGCUAAUGAAUGGCCCGGUUAAUUUACUAAGAAGAGAUUUGUUGUCCCCAUCUGCGACUGUCUCACAACCUAGCCUGUCAUCACACUCCCAGAGGCUAGCGCGGAUUAGGCAUAAGAAGAAGAGGACACGGGAGGACAUGUUCUCGGAGCUUAUAGCCUGCUCCAGAGCCCAGGCAGCACAGCAGACCCAGUGGCGGGAGAACUUGACCCGAAUGCACCAAGCCAACAUGGAUCGGGAGGAGAGGUGGCGUCAGGAAGACCAGCAGGCGACUCAAACCCUGCUUGGACUAAUGAGGGAGCAAACGGACACGCUCCGGCGCCUUGUGGAUGUUCUGCAGGAACGGAGGCAGGAGGACAGAGCCCCGCUGCAGUCCAUCUCUAACCGCCCUCCCCCGCCACCAAGUCCCAUACUCCCCUCACCCAAAGUGCACAGAAGGAGAGGCGGCAGAGUCCCUGCUAACUCUCACUCCACCCCUGCAGAGAGCUCGAGCAGCAGAAGGCUCUCAUUCCCCAAAAUUUGACAAGUUCUUUCCUUCCCGCCUGACACAAGCCCCCGUCCAAGUUUCACUUUCCCAGUUCCAUGUUUGGUUGAUAAUAAAAAAUACGUUUCUGUUAA